Messenger RNA from Bipolaris victoriae FI3, 2214 nucleotides. RefSeq lists its product as hypothetical. Lineage: Eukaryota; Fungi; Ascomycota; Dothideomycetes; Pleosporales; Pleosporaceae. Gene Ontology annotation, cellular component: nucleus. The transcript is spliced from 2 exons. Gene Ontology annotation, biological process: ribosome biogenesis. The coding region runs from base 1 to 2214 and encodes 737 amino acids. Gene Ontology annotation, molecular function: preribosome binding; ATP binding; ATP hydrolysis activity. The record is from RefSeq and is a predicted model, not a curated record.
AUGCCGUCCAAAGGUCGGCCCACGCUACAAGCUGGCCUGGAUAAGGACGUCUACCAGGUAGUCCAGAAAUAUCUAGACGACAAAGGAGAAUCACCACUGAAGCUGCGGGUCCAUACAGUAUAUGAAUAUAUCCAGAAAUCGAACUCCAGCUUAAAAAGACGGCCAAAGAAACAGCUCGAAGACUCUAUUGAUCGGGUGAUUGACGUGAUCCGAGAGGAUGAGUCUGGCGAUGAAGAAGACGAACUAGCUGAGCUCGAGGGAAACUUCACCAUGGAUGAGCCCAAAGACAUUUCUGGUGACUGGAUGAACCGCCAGAUCGUCAAACAAUGGCCUACAUCCAAAUCCACUACUAAUGGUGAAAAGAGCAAAAAGAGGGACAGCGGCAAGUCAAAAGAGGAGCGCGAUAGCAAGAGACAAAAACGUGCAGCCGCCCAAGAGAGCAAAAUCGAGAUUUCAGCACCUACUGGCGUGACCUUGGAGGAUCUUGGAGGUGUUGAAAAGGUCAAAGGGCAGCUCAAAGAGCAUUUGGUGCUGCCGUUGCUGUGUCCACAGGAAUACGCCAAUCGGAAAAUUCCCAUACCUCGCGGCAUACUUCUCCAUGGCCCACCGGGAUGCGGAAAAACAGUCAUUAGUAGGGCUUUUGCGGCCGAGCUGGGCGUACCAUUUGUUGAAAUUCUUGGUCCUUCUGUCGUAUCCGGGAUGUCGGGCGAGUCAGAAAAACAGAUUCGCGAACACUUCGAAAGGGCCAAAGAAGUUGCGCCAUGUCUAAUCUUUAUCGAUGAGAUCGACGUAAUCGCGCCAAAACGUGACAGUGCGCAAAGCCAGAUGGAGAAGCGAAUAGUGGCCCAGUUACUCAUCUCCAUGGACAGUCUAGCUAUGGAGGGUAACGAUGGCAAGCCGGUCAUUGUGCUGGCAGCAACAAAUCGCCCAGACAGUCUUGACCCAGCACUUCGACGUGGAGGACGUUUCGACACGGAAAUCAACAUGGGUGUACCGAGCGAACCGAUGCGCAAGUCCAUCCUUCAGGCUCUUACAAGGGAACCGAAGCUAUCGCCAGAUGUUAACUUCGACGUAUUGGCAAAGCGGACCGCCGGUUUUGUUGGUGCAGAUUUGAAAGACCUUGUGAGCAAAGCAGGAACUUGGUCGAUGGAUCAAUAUCGUUUGGCACUCGAAAAGCAAGCAGCCAGCACAGAAGGUGCCAUGGAAAUAGAUAACGAAGCGGUUCCUAGUUCGGAGGCGCUCAUGAACAAGUCGAUUCGACGGUUGAUUCAGCGAGUGAAGGACACAGAGGCUCCGCGUCCCGAAGGUUUCGAGGACACAGUCAUCUCAAUGGAGGCCUUUGAGGCUGUUCUGCCAACGAUUACUCCUUCAUCGAAACGAGAGGGCUUCGCGACAGUACCAGACACUACAUGGCGCGAUGUGGGUGCGCUCGGGGGUGUCCGCGAGGAGCUCGAGAUGGCUAUUUGCGAACCUAUCAAGGACCCGGCAAAAUUCGCUAAAUUUGGCAUUUCAGCGCCCACCGGAGUAUUGCUAUGGGGUCCGCCAGGUUGUGGUAAGACGCUUCUAGCCAAGGCCGUGGCCGCCGAGUCCAAGGCAAACUUUAUCAGCGUCAAGGGACCGGAGCUAUUGAACAAGUAUGUCGGAGAAUCAGAACGCGCACUUCGCCAAGUUUUCAUGCGCGCCCGCUCAUCUGUUCCGUGCGUUAUCUUCUUCGACGAACUUGACGCACUUGUCCCGAAGCGUUCCACGGAACUCCAUGAAGCUUCUGCUCGCGUCGUUAAUACGCUCCUGACGGAACUUGACGGCCUCUCCAUGCGGGACGGUAUCUAUCUCAUCGCCGCAACCAACCGUCCAGAGAUGAUUGACGACGCUAUGUUACGUCCAGGCCGUCUAGAAACGCUCCUUUAUGUUGAACUUCCCAAGCCUAGCGAACGGGUGGAUAUUCUCAAGUCACUCAUUCGUAAACGCGGCGUCAUCAACCCGGAACUGGCCGAGAUUGGGCGGCAGGACGUGUGCAAAGACUUUUCGGGUGCCGAUCUGGAGAGUCUGCUGCGUAAGGCGGGCCAGCAUGCCUUCAGGCGGCGUAGUGAGUCUAUUGAGGAGUUGGAUUUUAUCGAGGCAGCGAAAACGGUACGACCUAGUGUCGGUGAUGUCCAGAGAUAUGAGAGGUUGCGAGAGAGGUUUGAGACGAAGCUAUUCAUUCAGAAUGAGUAG